AUGAGCGAGAGACCCCCUGUUACAUGCCACGUUCUCGACACAGCUACGGGGAAACCUGCUGCCAAUGUAGUGUGCUCCGUUUACAAGAUCGAUUUAGUCGAAGAAGCCUCCUCCACUGGAAUUGGGCUCUUACGUGAAGCUAGUACUCUCGAACCUUUUGCCAUGGCACGGACAGACGCAGAUGGAAGAGUUCCACGGUGGACUUUUGACCCGACGCCCUCGAAACGGCAGCAACUGGAAGAAGUAGGCGUCGUUCAAGACACAACAGGUGACCGCUUGCACUGGGAAAAGCUGCCACCUGGCACCUACAAGAUAAGGUUUCACGCCGGCCAAUACUACAAAUCGCUGGGGCAGACGAAUUUUCACCCAUUCGCUGACGUGAUAUUCACCGUCGAGGACUCCAGACACUAUCACAUACCCUUGCUGCUCAGCAACUACGGCUAUACCACCUACAGAGGCAGCUAA
This is a messenger RNA of Torulaspora globosa, 465 nucleotides long. Its product is annotated as hydroxyisourate hydrolase. The transcript has a single exon. The coding region runs from base 1 to 465 and encodes 154 amino acids. Gene Ontology annotation, molecular function: hydroxyisourate hydrolase activity. Gene Ontology annotation, biological process: purine nucleobase metabolic process. NCBI's taxonomy places the organism in Eukaryota, Fungi, Ascomycota, Saccharomycetes, Saccharomycetales, Saccharomycetaceae. The record is from RefSeq and is a predicted model, not a curated record.